Messenger RNA from Triticum dicoccoides, 1348 nucleotides. Its product is annotated as GDSL esterase/lipase APG-like. Gene Ontology annotation, cellular component: apoplast. Lineage: Eukaryota; Viridiplantae; Streptophyta; Magnoliopsida; Poales; Poaceae. The record is from RefSeq and is a predicted model, not a curated record. The transcript has 4 exons. Gene Ontology annotation, molecular function: hydrolase activity, acting on ester bonds. Bases 25 to 1113 code for a protein of 362 amino acids.
GUGCACGUACGGAAAUCUAAGAGCAUGUCGUCGUCCAGGAGCAGCUCACCGGCGAUGCAACAGAUGCUUGCGCUGAUGGCACUGUUUCUUCUCCUCUCCGGCGGCGUCCAUGCGCAGGUGGUGCCAGCGGUGAUCUCGUUCGGCGACUCGACCAUCGACGUCGGCAACAACAACUACCUCCCCGGCGCCGUCUUCAAGGCCAACUACGCGCCCUACGGGGAGAACUUCCGGCGCCACAGGGCCACCGGCAGGUUCUCCGACGGCAAGAUCGUCACCGACAUCACCGCUGAAACACUCGGCUUCGAGGGCUACGCGCCGCCGUACCUCAGCCCACUGGCGUCGGGGAAGAACCUCCUCACCGGCGCCAACUUUGGCUCCGCCGCGUCCAGCUACUCCGACGACACGGCGGCCAUGUAUGAUGCAAUCACGUUGUCGCAGCAGCUCAAGUACUACAAGGAGUACAGGUCGAAGCUGGCGGCGGUGGCCGGGCGGCGGCAGGCGCGCACCAUCCUCGCCGAGGCGCUGUACGUCGUCAGCACCGGCACCGGCGACUUCAUCCAGAACUACUACCACAACGCCUCCCUGUCCGCCCGCUACGACGUCGACCGCUACUGCGACCUCCUCGUCGGCAUCUUCUCCGGCUUCGCCGACGAGCUGUACAGGCUGGGGGCGCGGCGGAUCGGCGUGACGACGAUGCCGCCGCUGGGGUGCCUGCCGGCGACGAUCAGGCUGUAUGGCAAGGGCCGGAGCCGCACCGGGUGCCUGCCGAGGCUCAACCGGGACGCCGAGACCUUCAACCGGAAGCUGAACGCCACCGUGGGGGCGCUGGUGAGGCGGCGCGCGGGCCUCAAGGUGGCCGUCUUCGACGUCUACACGCCGCUCCGGGACCUCUCGGAGCGGCCCGCGGCGCAGGGCUUCGCGGAGGCGAGGAGGACGUGCUGCCGGACGGGGAACGCCGGGACGAGGGUGUACCUCUGCGACCCGGCGACGGCGGCCGGGAUGUGCCGGAAUGCCAGCAGCUACGUCUACUUCGACGGCGUGCACCCGUCGGAGGCGGCCAACCUGGUCAUCGCCGAGUCCCUGGUGUCAGCGGGCAUCGACUUGCUCACCUAGUAAGCGUGAGGCGUCAAGGGCGUACGUACUACGUGCAGCUGCAGAUCGACGAACUUAUCUGCCAACUAGUGUCAAUUAAUGCUUCCAAUAUGUCUCCUACUACAAAGUGUGAGCGCUCGUUGCUAGCUAUGUAAUUUGUCGAAAAGCAUAAUUUGUGGAAAAAUGUAUGUUAAUUUAUUUUUCAACUCAAGUGAAGCUCUCGCUUUCGGCUAUAUACCACUUUCUCCUUCCUUUA